UCCGUGCUCUGUGAUAUGAUAUGUUUAUAGAUCUUAAAGUCUCCAGAUAGGAGUUUUUAGGCUUUAAAGGCCAAAUUACCCUUUAGAACUAGAACUUUAGAGCUAGAACUCCUGAUAACCUUUUCUCAAAACAACAACUGGGAAAGGUCCAAUUUCCUAAUCCAGAUUUCCCUGCAACCUAAUACUUUAUAGGGAGGGGGCUGAAAUGAGGGUAUCAGCAGGCGGGCAGAGAGUUAUACCCCUCCCCCCAUCAUGACUUCUGUCCAAAUCACCCUCCCCUGUUUGGAAAUAGGGUGGAUUAAUUUAAAUCACCAAGAGAAAAAGAAAAGGCACCAUGAUUAUUAUUUUUAAAUCAAUGUCUCUCUGGAGACUUUGUACAUAAAAUUUCAUUGGUUGCUGUACUAAUUGGUUGCUGUAAUCGUAGACAUGUGUUGACUUAAGACUGAAUAGUGCCCUUUUGUGAUCUUAGGAGGCUUACUAUACAUUUCUUAAUAUUUAACUUAACUGUUUACAUAUUAAAUGGUAACUUAAACAUUUAACUGUACAGUUUUGGAUGCUGCAUCUCAAAAAUGAUGUUGUGGAACUGGAAAAGGUGCAGAAGAGAGAAACAAAAGUUUAGUUGGAUGGAACACCUUUCUUACUAGGAAUUGGUGAUAUUACUAUGCCACCUUUGGCCCAUCAUCUUUGUUCAUGGAGAAGCUGCUGCCAGUCUGUGUAGACAAUACUGAGUUAAAUGUACUGAUGGUCUGACUCAGUAUAUGGCAGCUUCCUAUGUUCCUAUGGAAGGCUAUAAGGGGGCCUUUUUAAUUUAGAAAGAAGGCAACUGGUGAGAGGGACAUGAUUGAGACUUAUAAAAUUAUAUAUGGGCUGGAGAAAGUGCAUAGAGAUGAGUUUUUCUCCCUCUUUCACAAUGUUAGAAUUAGGGAGAAUUCAAUGAAACUAAUUGGCAGCAGAUUUAGGAUGGCCAAAAAGAGUGCUUCUUUACACAGCACAGAAUAGAUCUGUGGAACUUAGUGCCACAGGAUGUGGCAAAGGGCCCUUUAGAUGGCUUAAAAGGGGACUAGACAAAUUCAUGGAGGACAAACCAAUGGCUGCUAGUCACGAUGGUUGCAUGCUAUCUGCAGUUUCAGAGGCUGGUUGCCUCUGAAUAUUAGUUGCUAGGAAGCAGCGGUGAGAAAUGGGGGCAUGCCUUAAUCUCCUAGCUCUUAUAUUUAGAAGGAGGAGAGAAACUGUCCCUGUUCAGCCCAGCACGGCAUCUCCCCCAUGGCUGUUGCUAGUGUGGUGUGUGUGUGUGUGUGUGUGUGUGCACGUGCACAUUUUAGACUGUGAACUCAUUUUGAGACAGGGAACCAUCUUCAAGCCCUGUUGUGGUGCACAGUUUGGGAAUCAUCUCUACUAGCUGAGCGAAGGGGCACCUUUUAAAAGUGGUGAUUCUCUUCUGUUUAGCAGAGAGAGAGUAACCAUCCUUAUUCAUCCCAGCACAGUGUCCCUCCGAGUGACUGUGGCUAAUGUUUUUCUUGUGUACACAUAUAUAUGCGAAAACACAAAUUUGAGUGUUACAGUCAGGGUUACGGGCUAUUCCAGUUGCUGGCCCACAUCCACACUAAGUUACUCAUAACUCAUAAGAAUCUUUCUGAAAUUAAUGAGCCUAUUGAUUUCAAUAGGAGUACUGAGUGCUAAUUUUCUGAAGCCUGUCAAUCAGGCUGAGGGGCGGGGCAUGCUGAGCUUCAGUAGGUAGCCAGCCAAUCAGGAGCCAAGGAAGAAGAUCUUCACCUUCCCUUUUGCAGCAGACACAUUGCUGAGGAUGCAUUGGCUUCAAACAGAUAUCCACAGAUGGGGAACAAAUAGCACGGCUGCAGCAUGGGAAGGCAGAUGGGCUCUGAGAACCCCAGGAGCAUUUCAAUAUCCCCUGUUGGGAAUCCCUGGGCUAAGAGAUAGUGCCUGGCCCAAAAUCACCCAAGUCAACAUAAUGUCUGAGGAGGGAUUUGAAUAUAAAUCACCUCAAUCCUAUUCCAACACUCUAACCAUAGUGGCUCUCUCAGCCCUCUUGGAGUGCAAAUUCAAAGAUGAUUGAGUCUGUUCCAUGACUUACACAAAAUUCCACCCACAAUUAUUUUUUACAAAGAAAAACAGACUCUUUAGAAAUCCAGUUUUAAAGUUUCCGUGUAUUCAUUAAGUUCAGAUUUUAUUGUAAACCAGAUUGCUUUUAAAAGGAAAACUUUAUUUUAGCUGAAAAACUAUUUCAAAAAUACAAUUUAAAUUUUUAAAAAUUCAAUUUUUAAAACAAAUCCAUAUCUACAUUGGGGAUAUGCACCCCAGUGCACCAUUAAAUUCAUAUAUACAUUGUGUGUGUGUGUGGGGGGGUAGAUUUCAAGGAGGGGAAGGCUACAUGGGCAUAGGUGGGUGGGAUCCACAUGUCUAGUCAUAGAGACAGGGGAGAAAAGGAGCUGAGAUAUGAAGAUGUUGAGACCACUGAUAGGCUUUUAGUGAUUCGGACUAGGACAAAUGAGGAGGAUGUUUUUGGUAGAAGUGAGGGAAAUAUCUGCAGGUGAAAAGCCUUUCUCUUUCAUCUCCCUCGCAGGUGUGGAAAGACCUCUGUCUCACUUCCUAGACCAUCCCCUCUGGAACCUUCCUAGACCAUCCCAUAGGAACAUCUGCUAUGCAAUCAGUGCAGAAGGAUUUCCAGUGCCUAAACCUGACCUCAUUUCCUGGCUGGAAGAAGAGGAACAUACAUUUAUCCAGGACUUUGAGGAAGAGGAGAGAUCAACAGGUAUUCACUUUGGUGAUAGGCAGAUCCAUGGGAAUUACAGAAAUUUAUCUGCAGUGUCAUUGGAAAUAUCUGAGGAAAUACCUGAGGCCUUUGGAAAUGAAGGGGGACCCAGGAGGCAGGAGGGGAACCAAGCGGAGGACUGGAGGAGUAACUCCAUCGUUUGCCAGGAUGAGGACUUCCAUGAAAUCCUGAUCCAAGAAGAAUAUUAUGAAGGAGAAACAAGGAACAUGUGCCCCUUAUGUGGGAAAAUAUUCAGUUGUAAAUCCGGCUUGAAUAGACAUUUCAGAAUUCACACCGGAGAGAAACCCUAUAAGUGCUUGGAGUGUGGAAAGAGAUUCCGUGAGAGCACGUACCUAACUUCCCAUCAAAGAAUUCACACAGGGGAGAAAUUGUAUAAAUGCUUGGAGUGUGGAAAAAACUUGAGUCAUAGCAUAUGCCUUACUUUGCAUCAAAGAAUCCACACAGGAGAUAAACCGUAUCAGUGCAUGGAAUGUGGAAGGAGCUUCAGGCAGAGAUCACAACUUGCUAGACACCAGAGAAUCCACACUGGGGAGAAACCAUAUCAGUGCUUUGAAUGUGGAAAGAGCUUCAGGCAGAGAGUCCAACUUGCGAGACAUCAGAGAAUCCACACAGGGGAGAAACCAUAUGAAUGCUUGGAGUGUGGAAAGAGCUUCCGUCAGAUAUCACACCUGACUUUCCACCAAAGAAUUCACACGGAGGAUAGACCAUAUUCAUGCUCAGAGUGUGGAAAGGGCUUCAAACGAAGCACAGACCUUACUAAACAUCAGAGGAUCCACACAGGGGAGAAGCCGUAUAAAUGCUCUGAUUGUGGCAAGAGCUACAGACAGGCGGCACAUCUUUCUUCACAUCAAAAAAUCCACUCCAGAGAACCCAUAAGGCAUCCAAGAAACCACAAAAAUGGUUUGCAACUGAAGCUUUUGUAAUAACAUAUCACAUUUUUGUGUGUUAUUUUAGGGGUGUUGCCUAUUUAAAUUAAUAUUAGAUUAGAUGGUUAGUCACAUGUAUUCAAUUCCAGUUAUUUAAAUCGGUGUAUGUUUAUAUAUGAAUAAAAUAAUUCUUCUGAA
This is a messenger RNA of Hemicordylus capensis (graceful crag lizard), 3855 nucleotides long. Its product is annotated as zinc finger protein 239-like. Bases 2506 to 3714 code for a protein of 402 amino acids. Lineage: Eukaryota; Metazoa; Chordata; Lepidosauria; Squamata; Cordylidae. Gene Ontology annotation, molecular function: DNA-binding transcription factor activity, RNA polymerase II-specific; RNA polymerase II cis-regulatory region sequence-specific DNA binding. The transcript is spliced from 3 exons. Gene Ontology annotation, cellular component: transcription regulator complex; PcG protein complex. Gene Ontology annotation, biological process: regulation of transcription by RNA polymerase II. The record is from RefSeq and is a predicted model, not a curated record.